AUGGUUUUCUUCUAUCCAAGCACCGAAAAAUAUUUGGUUUUUGAUGAGGAUGAACUCAAACGUAUCGUUUGGUCAAUGUACGCCCUUCCUCUUAUUCCAAUGAUUAUGGGGUUCCUCGGGUUUCAAGACGUGGAUUUCAAAUUUUAUGUUGCUUCCAACAUACUGCAAAUUACAUCAGCAUUUCUCUAUAUUCCUAUUUAUUGGAAAAUUCGAAAGCAGAAGCAUUUGAUGUCAGCGAAGUUGAAUAAACCUCAGAAAUAUGUCAUGUGGCAGUUGAUUGUAACCGUAUUUUUGAAACUGGUAAGAACGUUGUUUGUACUAAACAGAGAGUGA
Molecule: messenger RNA, 333 nt
Organism: Caenorhabditis remanei
Lineage: Eukaryota; Metazoa; Nematoda; Chromadorea; Rhabditida; Rhabditidae
Exons: 2
Coding region: 1-333 (110 amino acids)
Source: RefSeq, a predicted model, not a curated record